Molecule: messenger RNA, 1203 nt
Organism: Cyphellophora attinorum
Lineage: Eukaryota; Fungi; Ascomycota; Eurotiomycetes; Chaetothyriales; Cyphellophoraceae
Product: G1/S-specific cyclin CCN1
Exons: 1
Coding region: 1-1203 (400 amino acids)
Biological process (GO): regulation of cyclin-dependent protein serine/threonine kinase activity; mitotic cell cycle phase transition
Cellular component (GO): cytoplasm; nucleus; centrosome
Molecular function (GO): cyclin-dependent protein serine/threonine kinase regulator activity
Source: RefSeq, a predicted model, not a curated record
AUGUCUUUCACAAGAGUAACCUCGUUCGGAUCCAACGACAGCGGCUAUGAGAGUGGAGAGUCUGCGGAUAUCAUCGAAGCACAUUCACGAGCGAAGCAGCAGGAGCACGCAAGAGAAGUUUCUCGUCAACGCCAAUCAAUACUCGCUAAGGAACUAUCCCGACAAGACUCCGACGAGUAUGGACAAGACAUGCUGGAGCACAUGCUUCGCAUGGAUGCAGAGAGUUUACCUGACGUUGACUCUAUCGACAUCCAGACUGAGAUACAGUGGUUCAUGCGGCCAUACCUACUCGACUUCCUUGUCGAGGCUCAUUCCGCCUUCCAACUACUUCCCGAAACACUGUUCUUGACUAUCAACUUACUCGACCGAUACUGCUCGAAGCGUGUAGUGUACAAGCGUCACUACCAACUUGUUGGCUGUGCAGCUCUACUGAUCGCAGCCAAAUACGGAGACAAGAAGGAGAAGGUGCCCACGAUCAAGGAAUUGAAGUCGAUGUGCUGUUCGCUUUACGACGAUGACAUGUUUCUUCAGAUGGAGUGGCACGUGCUCUCGACUCUGGGCUGGAGCAUUGGUCAUCCCACCGCCGACGCCUUUCUUAAGAUGGCCAUGAAGGACUCUGUACCCGACCCAGAAGUGGAGAGUCUGACACUGUAUAUCCUCGAGAUCGCUCUAUACCACCGCGAAUUCGUGUCUAGACAUUCGUCGUCCCUCGCUCUGUCCGCGCUGGCCCUUGCCCGAGACAUCUACCGAAGGCCACAGAUCCGACAAGUGGAUUGGGCACAUCAGUACGACAGGACAAUCUUCGCUGAUUUGUCUGCAAAGCUGGGCGAGCCGUCCAACAUUCUCUCUCGCAAAUAUUCCUCAGCAAGACACUUCAACGUCUCUUCGGUGGUAUCAUCCUACGUCAUGCACAAAGCAAUGAUGGCAAGGGCACCACCGACACCAGUGUACGAUCUGACACCUCCCGCCUUCUCGAAGGGGAACAGCACUGGCUACUUCAAUGCUUUCUCUACCCCACAGAAGAACCAGGUGACCGCUGUUUCUGCUCACGGUCUCUACACUCCCCCAAUCACGCCUGACGAGGGAGUGCCAAAACACGCUUUCAUGCCCCCAACGCCCACACCCACAGGUCCACAACAAUUUGAGUUCACUGGUCUUCCACAGUACCACAACGGCUCGCAGUGGAAUUUUGGAGCGUACUAG